AGACUGAAGGGAACAUCUUUGUUUCUCACAGAUCUGCACAAAGUAAUAAUUUUAGGCAUGUUUUUCGAAUGAAAACAAUGAUGUAAAUAUUACCUCUGAUAUUGUGAAUCAUAUUCCUGUCAAAAUAAUCGCAAUGAUAUCGUUCAGCCCUACAGUGCAGUGACUACAGGGACUCUUAACUUCCUUUCAGGACAUCAUGGCAGAUCUUGGCAUCAAAUCAGGAAACCAGGUGCUGAUUGUUUGGGCUCAGCCCUCGACACCAGCUGACCUGAAACAGUAUGCAGAAGAAGUGGGCGCCACCGUCGGUGCAGAUGGAAAAGUGUCAGUGGAAAAUAUGGAGAGACUAUUAAUGUCCUCUCAUCCAGCAUCUACCUUUGACUUUGUGCUGUCGUGCCCUCUGGCCGACAACUCCUCCAUCCACAGUUUAGAAACUCUAGCAGAGUUGGCCCGAGUGCUUAAACCUGGUGGGAAGCUUGUUCUGGAAGAAGCAGUUACUGAAGCUGAGAUGCAUCCUGUAAGGACUGCUGAGAAACUGAUAUCAGCACUAAAGAUGUCCGGCUUCAUGUCAGUGACAGAGGUCACUAGAGCAGAACUGAGUCCAGCAGCGUUGAGCUCUUUGAGGACAGCCACUGGUUACCAAGGGAACACCCUGUCUAGAGUCCGCAUGUCAGCCUCCAAACCUAACUAUGAGAUGGGAUCAUCCAGUCAGAUUAAACUGUCCUUUGGGAAGAAGACAACGAAACCUGCAGAGAAACCUGCUCUGGAUCCCAACACUGUCAAAAUGUGGACGCUCUCAGCCAAUGACAUGGAUGAUGAUGACGUGGAUCUGGUAGACUCUGAUGCUCUGCUGGAUGAAGAGGACAUAAAGAAGCCGGACCCAUCUUCUCUUCGAGCACCCAGCUGUGGAGAGGGAGCUGGAAAGAAGAAAGCCUGCAAGAACUGCACAUGUGGUCUUGCUGAUGAGUUGGAGCAGGAGAGUAAAGGACAACAGAAGACAGAUCUACCUAAAUCUGCAUGUGGAAGUUGUUACCUUGGUGAUGCAUUCCGAUGUGCCAGCUGUCCGUAUUUGGGGAUGCCAGCAUUUAAACCAGGAGAGAAGAUUGUACUGGACAACAACACACUGACAGACUCUUAAACCUCACGCUUCAUAACCUUACAUUCCUCCUUUUUCCACUCAUCCUGUGAUGUCCCAGAGACAUGACUGCCUAUGAUUCUGUGACUGAUGUAAAAGUUGCUUUUUCAGUGGGGUUUAUCUGCCUAAGUAGACCACAGUGGUAUUGCUUCAGUUUGAUUGAAAUUACAACACACA
Molecule: messenger RNA, 1309 nt
Organism: Solea senegalensis (Senegalese sole)
Lineage: Eukaryota; Metazoa; Chordata; Actinopteri; Pleuronectiformes; Soleidae
Gene: ciapin1
Product: cytokine induced apoptosis inhibitor 1
Exons: 8
Coding region: 197-1135 (312 amino acids)
Biological process (GO): iron-sulfur cluster assembly
Cellular component (GO): cytoplasm
Molecular function (GO): iron-sulfur cluster binding
Source: RefSeq, a predicted model, not a curated record